AUGGAUCAGUUUAUUCCUAAUCUUCGUGACGAAACUGUCCAAACUGCCGUAAAAAAUUUGCUAACGUAUUCUUUGACAAUUAUCGUGGUCCCUCUAGGGUCUAUGUUCAUUUUAAAGAAAUUCUUUUUUGAAGGUCAGUUUCAUUCUAAGCGAAUUUUCACUUCGCCGAUUUGUUUCUUGUUUUCAACUAAUAUUUCAAUUUCAGUGCCAUUAGUUUACUUGGGCUUUGGAAAAGUUCUUGAGCCGCAUCUUUCUUAUCGUUUACUUCCUCAUUAUUUGCCGCUUGGUAAAAUUGGUGGUAAACCAGCUUGGUUGAAUCCUGUCAAUCUUCCAGCUUUUGAUUCUCUUCUUUGUCGGGUUUGCGGAAAGUCAAUGGCAUUUUUAUGUCAAGUAUAUGCAACGAAUCCAAAUGACCAUGACUACUCUUUUCAUCGCACUCUUUUUUUUUUCAUUUGUCGAAAUUCUCUUUGUUCACGGAAUCAAGAUAGCAGUAAUGCUCGAGCUUUUCGUUGCACUUUACCACGAUACAAUGAUUUCUAUCCUUCGGAUUCUCCUCCUGAUCCCGACUUUGAUGAGGAAUGUCCAGAUCCUUUUCGUAAUCAGAAUUAUUCUAAAUUAUGUGAGAUUUGUGGGUGCAGUGCAAUGAAGAAAUGUGCGCGUUGUGAGUCGGCAUGGUAUUGUGGUCGUGAGCAUCAAAUAAUUGAUUGGAAUUCAUCGCAUAAAUCCAAAUGUAAAAAAGUGGACAUCAAUGAACCGAAAAAGCCUGAAAACAUAGAGAAUGGCGAUAAUGAAAACUGGUUAAGAAAACCUAAACGAAGCGUUGCAGCAAAUCCAUUUGUUUUCCCUGAAUAUGCAAUUGAAAUGGGUACCGAACAUUUUUCAAGGAGCAAACAUAUUCUCAGUGAUGAUGAGGACGAUGAUGAUAGCGAUGAUGAUAGAGCGAAAAAGCGAAUGGAUGAUUACAAGGAGUAUCUCAAAAACUUUAAGGGUUCAUGCGAUAUGAAUAAAGGCGAUCUAGAAAUGGCAGAAAGUCCUAGUGAAAAAGACAUUGCAUUUAAGCGAUUUAAUAAGAUUGUAGCACUUAAUCCAGAACAAGUACUGCGUUAUAGUCGUGGUGGUGAGCCGCUCUUAGCAACUGAUCAUGCACUACCACCUCAUGCUAUUCCGCCUUGUUCUUUAUGUGGUUCUGAGCGUCAAUUCGAGCUUCAGCUUAUGCCUCAUCUUCUAUCACUUAUUGGUGUUGAUUGUAUCGGCAAAAGUAUUGACUGGGCUACUAUGAUGCUAUACACCUGCAAAAAUAAUUGUCAUAUUGCGAAUGAUGGUUACGCUGAGGAGUAUAUUUAUAAACAAGACUUUAAUUAA
Messenger RNA from Thelazia callipaeda (thelaziosis nematode), 1362 nucleotides. Lineage: Eukaryota; Metazoa; Nematoda; Chromadorea; Rhabditida; Thelaziidae. The record is from the annotation of a GenBank genome assembly.